Molecule: messenger RNA, 787 nt
Organism: Medioppia subpectinata
Lineage: Eukaryota; Metazoa; Arthropoda; Arachnida; Sarcoptiformes; Oppiidae
Source: the annotation of a GenBank genome assembly
AGGCAUAUACUUCAUUGUGGACGCGAUGUGGCGUCAGAGCACUCUUUGCCACUUCGCGGGCUUCCUGUCGACCCUCUCGUCGGAGUUCUCGGUCUUCACUCUAACAGUCAUAACAUUAGACCGUUUCCUCAAAAUUGUGUUUCCGUUGCGGUUCAGGAAAAUCAAAAUGAGAAACGCGUGUAUUAUAAUGGGUUUACUGUGGAUACUGUGUAUAGCGCUGUCGGCGGCGCCGCUAAUCGUACCGCAACUUGAGUUCGACUACUUCGACAACUUCUACGGCCGUUCGGGCGUAUGUCUGGCCCUUCACAUCACUCAAGAGCGGCCCAACGGCUGGGAAUACUCGGUGUUUGUGUUUCUUGUGCUCAACUUUCUGUCGUUCACCACAAUAGCCAUCGCCUAUCUAUGGAUGUUCUUUGUGGCCAAAAACACGUCAAUCGCCGUCAGAACUCCUGAACACAAAAUCCAUAACCGAAUGGCCAGACGUAUGAUGUUUAUCGUGAUGACCGACUUCUGGUGUUGGAUGCCUAUCAUCCUAUUAGGCAUCAUCUCUUUCUAUGGCGUCAAAAUACCACCACAGGCCUUCGCGUGGGUGGCUGUGUUUGUAUUGCCCCUCAACGCUGCCAUUAAUCCCACGUUAUAUACGCUGUCAACUCUGGUCUACCGGAAAAAGUCAAGUAAUCCCCACACCGUCUCAUUGAACAGGAGUUUUAAGGCUCGCAAUCAUAAUAACCAUAAUAUUAAUAACAGCCCUCCGAAGAAUAAUAAUAACUUUAAGACUAGUUUUAUA